This is a messenger RNA of Plasmodium coatneyi, 645 nucleotides long. RefSeq lists its product as uncharacterized. NCBI's taxonomy places the organism in Eukaryota, Apicomplexa, Aconoidasida, Haemosporida, Plasmodiidae. The record is from RefSeq and is a predicted model, not a curated record. The transcript has a single exon. The coding region runs from base 1 to 645 and encodes 214 amino acids.
AUGAAGGACAUUGCGUUUUUCUUCUUGCCUGCGGGGAUCGGGCUGUCGUGCCUGUUGUUGAGUGGUGUGGCUCUUUUCCAGCGUAUGGCGAUAUCCAUCCAAAAAAGGAGCGUCAAUUUUCAGAUCUACAAAUACCAGGUGAACGUAUCGGUGUCCUCCCUAAUUUCGUUUUAUGCGUUGCUGCGGUUGGCCUUUACCAUCUUAGAGUUGCAAAAGCACAACGAUGAGAAGAACAGUUUGGACCUUUCCAUGCAUGUGCCCCACAUGCACAGAGCGUACCUCAAGAAGAUGCGACUGCAGAGGAACUUUUGGAUCCUUUUACUCUGCUCAAUUGCGUGGGUAUUUUACAUCCGCUUCACGUAUUUAAUAUUGUACUAUCGAGAGAAGGUUAAGAAGAGUGAUGAGGAAUAUGAAGCCGUCAUGGUGCUGAAGGGCACGCUGCACAAGUGCACUGAGAAGGUGGCACAGGAAGACGGGAACAGACAGAAGUACAGGAACGGAGUGAAGCACAGCGAAAGUUCUCAAGAGGAAGACAUAAUGUCGGGCAGUGACAUCACCACCGAUGGGAACGCCAACACAUCGGAGAAGUCAUCUGUGCUGGAGGACGGUCAGCGGAAGAACUCUAGCAUUCGGCAGCGCCGCUGA